Centruroides sculpturatus (bark scorpion) is the source of this 1124-nucleotide messenger RNA. Its product is annotated as cilia- and flagella-associated protein 77-like. The record is from RefSeq and is a predicted model, not a curated record. Bases 131 to 1081 code for a protein of 316 amino acids. NCBI's taxonomy places the organism in Eukaryota, Metazoa, Arthropoda, Arachnida, Scorpiones, Buthidae. The transcript has 7 exons.
UUCUCACCCACAUUCGAUUCCGGAUAUUCCAGAAUGGUGGACUAACGCCUUAGCCAUUUCGGUCAUACGGCCUUCGAUUUAUAAAUAUUUUUAAUGUGCUCAUAAAUAUUAAAUGAUGAACAGAUGAUAAAUGAAUAUUGUGUCCAUCAUCGAACAUUUAAUAAUGGAUACUCAAAUAAGUACAUACAGAAAGUCUAUGUAUCAUAAUCCAUUGCUUCAUAGGACGCAAACCGCCAAGAGAAUGACGUAUUGCAUAAGAUUACCUGAUAAAAACUUUACCUACGGUAUGAAGAAUAUCUGUCUAGAUGGGGGAGUAGCCGAAGCCCUUGGUAAUUGGCAUAAAGGAACAUUAACACCUAGUAAAUCACCUGGUAAAAACUUCGUUAAAAUUAAUUAUGAUGCCGCAAAAUUUCGUGCAACAAAUGCUGUGGAACAAAAAUACUUUAGAGAAGAAUUCUGUAAAGGGGAGAAAUACUUACUUCGACCACAAAAGACGUUUGGAACCAUUAAAAUUCCAGAUAUUAUAUUCGGAAAACCUAAUAAAUACGAUGAAAAUAUAUCUUUACUUCUUCAGAAUGCUUAUUUUCACAGAUGGCUUGAUAAGAUGAAGAAGAAAGAAGUGCAAAAAAGGAAUAUUUUGCCUCCUCCAAAUUUUAUAAAAGAAAAUAUAGUAAAAAAUCGGAUGCCAAUUCUGCCUCCUCCAGCUCCUGUGCAGAAACCGUGGAAAAUGGCAAGAUUCAUAAAGUUAGGCCAUCGAGUCGAUUGUUGGAACAGAGCUUAUGGUUUCCAACCUAUUUCCGUUCAUAAGCCGAUUAUAGUGGAUGAGGAUCUUAUAGACAAGAAACCCUAUAUAUGCGACGAAAACAGUCCUCCUAUAAACAUAGACCAGGUUCUGGAAACUACUUGGAAAGAAAAUUCAGGAAAAAGUGAACCGGUACCUUCCAAAUUACCAUCAAUAAAAUCUGAAGCGGAAAAGAAAGAUGAAAAUCUUCAUAAAUGGAUACUUCCUCCCGGCUCUCAUUCUGUUUCUACUUCUAAGUUAACGGAUAAAUAUAGAAAAAAGUCACUUAUUUCUGUAUAAUUAUUUUAUCAUUAUAUUCAUUUUAAAUCGAAAUUAAAUGCAA